AUACACACACCAUGCAGAUCUUCUAGUGGUAGUUCAACGUUUUAGUUUGCCGAUAACCGCGCAGUACGUACAACAAACGGAUUAGAAAUUAUUUGUUUGACCAUAGUACAUUCAAUACAUAGAAUAUGAAGAACACAUUGUUUAUGUACGUUUGGAUAACAAUCUUCAUACAAGAUUCAUAUCAAACGACGUGUAGCAUAGGAUGUGCAGAAGCAUGUUAUUCAAACGGUACGUGCUCCCCGUGCAUAGACGGUUACCGCUGGAAGUUCUGCAACGACACCUGUUCAGAAGGAUGUAACAACAGACAAUGCGACCGAGAUAAUGCCAAAUGUACAUUUGGAUGUAAAUUCGGGUAUUAUGGUGACAACUGCUGUCUACCGGACCGAUAUGGAUGGUCGUGCGAGAUACAAUGUCCUAAUAACUGCCUGGAAUGCACUUCUGAUGUAAAUGGUGUCAUCACAUGUCAAAGAUGCAAAGACGAAUUUUACGGGCGAAAAUGUGAGAAUGCAUGCUCACCGAAUUGCAAAAAAUGCACAUGGUUUGAUGAUUGUCAAAUUUGCAAAGAACGUUUUUAUGGAAAAAAAUGUGAAUACCAAUGCCCAGAACAUUGUACAACAUGCGAUUCGUCUCAUUCGUGUGGAUCUUGUGAAACCGGUUUUAGUGGACAAACAUGUCAAAUCCGUUGUCCAGACAACUGUAAAACUUGUAAAAACACAGAAACUUGCUCAACAUGUAGUGAGGGGUUUUCGAGACCAAAUAUGGCAUGCACGUGUGUAAAUAGCAUAUGCCAAUCUUCUGUAUGCAACACUUGCACAAAUGCGUCUUACUAUCCAGAGGACAAAUCGUGUUGCCCCUGUAGCAACACCUGUAAAUAUUCAUUAUGCUCAUCGCCUGCACAUUGUACACACGGCUGUAAAAUAGGGUACUAUGGUACGGGUUGCCAGUUCAGAUGUACCGACAACGAUCCGAAGUGUGGAGAAUGCAACGGAUUAAAUAGCACUGACUUUAAAUGCGUGCAUUGCAUCGAUGGAUAUUAUCCUAAUUUAGGCGGGCUUUGUAAGACAUGUUCUAACAAUUGUAUAAACACUAAAUGUAUUAAUUCAACUGGGGAAUGCGAAUAUGGGUGUCUUGACGGAUUUUGGAAUAAUCCACAGUUAGAUGGACCUUGUAGUCCGUGUUCCAAAUCGUGCAUUUUGGGUAAAUGUAAUGCUUCUACUGGGCAUUGCACACAGGGAUGUCAAAACGGGUUUUGGAAUUUAAUAUGCGAGUCAAAGUGCACACACAAUUGCUCAAUUUGUGAGCGGAUAAGCGGAAAGUGCUUGGUUUGCUCUUCUACAGGCCUCUUCGGAAACGAAUGCUCCCUGACGUGUAGUGAUAAGUGCGUUAAUGCAUCAUGCCAUAUGAAUGGAACAUGUACACAUGGAUGCAUCUCUGACUUUUUUGGACCGUUUUGUGAAAAGGCAUGUCCUACAAAUUGUGCUCGGAAAGAUUUUGACACCCGAUGCUCCAACGAAACAGGAAACUGUCUGUAUGGCUGCAGUGGUGAAUUUACAGGAGUCGAUUGCAUGGAAGCUCUGAAGCAAGAAAGUAGUGAAGGUACCGUUCCAACAGCUGCAAUUGGAGGAGGCGUGGCUGCUGCUGUAAUAGUCGUUGUUGUGACAGCCGUAGCUGUAUUUAUUUAUCUUCGAAGAAGGCGUCGACAACAAAAACAUGACGGCGUUCAAGAAACACCAACCUAUGUAGAAAGUCCAUCUGCACCGGUAUAUGCCUCUGUUGUUCGAAGUGGACAUACAGGUUCGGUUUAUGAAAACACAUCAUCCAUAAAAAUUCAUACCGCACCCAUUACGGUGCGCAAUCCUGCCUAUUGUAACAGCAAUAUGCAACCACAUAUGCCAAUAGAUUGGAGUUCCAAAGCCGAUGAAGAAACUUUGGAGAUUGAUGAAUGGGACAAUAUUGCCCGCCAAAAUGCGAUCAGAUUUGAAGAGAACGGAGGGGUGUACUACAACAAUGACGAUAAAAUGAAAAAUCUGAAAAUGCCAAUUACAGAGUUGAUCAAAUUGGUGUCGUCCAAGACUAUGGACUAUUACGAAGCCGAGUUCAAGAAACUUCCAUACGGUCUUCUGAAAGACUACAAGGUGUCGCAGAUGACGGUGAACAUCACCAAAAAUAGAUAUAAAGGAAUAUAUCCAUAUGACGACCACAGGGUGAAGGUUCUUGGUGAUCAUACGGACUACAUAAACGCAAGUUUCAUUGACGGUUACAAAAGGCGAAACGAAUACAUCGCAACAUUGGGGCCAAUGUCUAAACAACUUGGCGAUUUUGGAGCAUUCUGGAAAAUGGUAUGGCAGCAGGACGUGGAGAAAAUUGUCAUGCUUACAAAUCUGGUAGAGGAAGGGAAAGACAAAUGUGAGCAGUACUGGCCCGAUUUUGGUAACAGUCAAAUGUACGGUGGUAUCCGGGUCUCAUGUCAAAGUGAAGACGAGUAUGCCGAAUUCACACGACGGUCGUUCACUCUUGUAAAGGACCGACGAACGCGGACUUUGACGCAGUUGCAUUUCACAGCGUGGCCAGACAAGGAUGUUCCGGAAGACGUUACGUCGAUCAUUGAGUUCAGGCAAUACGUCAUGCGUGCCCAAGCAACACUUGGGGGUCCAAUCAUCAUGCACUGCAGUGCAGGCGUGGGAAGAACAGGAACCUACAUUGCUAUAGACAUUCUCACGAAGGAAGGCGAAGCAGAAGGGGCAAUAGAUAUACCCGGCUGUGUACAAAACAUGCGACAAAACAGGCCGAAUAUGGUUCAGACUGCUGGCCAGUAUAAGUAUCUUCACCACGCAGUUGUUUAUGCUCUGACAAAUGACGUCCAUCCCGUGGCCGGUACGAAAUUCCAAGCGCAUAUGGAUACAACGUCAAAGGAUAAAAUUUUCAACAUGUUUCAACAUGUGCAAGAUAUAAAAACAUACGGAUCAUUGGAUGAAUCUGAAGCCGUGGAAAAGAACACCAAAUGCGCUGACAAAAACGGAGAUGGGGCUGAUAUUCCAGGAGAUGAAUAUCGCCUCCGGCUUCACCUUAACCGCAGACCAGGGUCCUCAGACUAUAUUAAUGCAGUUUUCGUGAGUAGUUUUAAAACGAAGAAUAAGUACGUCAUUGCACAAACCCCUCUCCCAAAUACGGUCAUUGAUUUCAUCAAGAUGCUUGUCCAGACGGAGUGUUCGUGCAUUGUCGAUUUUGAACCAUCAACGAUGCGUAAUGGGAACAUCGGCGAGUAUUUACCCGCGGACAAUCAGGUUUUAAAGAUAGGUGUCUUCAACGUCCGUUGUUCGAGGCCCGAAGCAAAUGCUUACCGCAUUAAACGGACAAUGACUAUUGAACAUCGAGCGAAUCAGACAAACGCGGAACUGUCUUUAACGCAUCUGGAGUUUACAAACUGGGACAUGGAAGAACCUGUACCUAAAUCUCCGUUUGACUAUAGGCGAUUUAUUGCCGAAGUUGACGCAGUAACAGCCAGCACGAAUUCAGAUAAACCAGUCGUUUUACAUUGUUGGGAUGGUGCAAGUAAAUGCGGCCUAUUUUGUGUUGUUGCAAAUCUCCUCCAGAAGAUGGCGUUAGAGCAUGAGGUCAGCGUAGUUAACGCUGUUAGGACGGUGAAGACCAGAAGAAAGGGCGCGAUUCCAAACCUUGAGCAGUUUCAGUUCUGCCAUGACUGUGUGCUGGACUAUGUGCAAAAUGUCAACAUCUACGCCAAUGUUGCUGCUGAUCUCUCCGAUUGCUGACAACAGAAUCGCAGCUACGACCAUAUCCCGGACAGCAUUCAUAGCUUUACAGUGUACACCAUCAUGACUGUUGAUGUCUCUGAUUACUGGCUACAUACUGUCUGUCAAGAUUUCUCCUGGAUUAUAUGAACAACAUCGAUAUCUACUUCGAUGUUUCAGCUUAUAUCUUCGAAUGUUGACUAUCUAAUGUCUAAAAUUACUGUUUCUGAAUUACAUUAACAGAUUUUAUAACUUCUACAACUUCGGUGCAGAUCCAUCAGAUCGUUGACUACAGAGUCACGGUAAUGACAUUGUUACCUACAACCAGAGCUUUAACAUCUCAAACUUCGCAGCAAACCUCUUAAGAUUGCUUACCUGAUUUAACAAGUGCAAAUCAGUUGUCUUUGCUUAUGUCUUAAUUUGUUGAUACAUUUGCACACACACAAAAAUUUGAUUUCCAUAUUAUCUGAAAGGAAAGUUGGAGCAAUCCGUGUACACAUCUAUAAUGAGAUUUGUUUAAUGUUAACAUUAUUUUUUCAAUCAAAUAGGGCCUCUUUUUCUAGGUAAUGUUAAUAUGUAUUAAUUCAUAAAGUCCUUGUUUAAAUUUAUGCAAUGUUUCAUUGCUUGUAGUGGUAAAAACGUUUGCGUUUUGGUCUAUCAUAAAUCUACCACCAACAAGCGAAAACUAUUGCAUGCAAUGAUGCAUACUUAUCGCAACACAAACAAUGGCGUUACGAUACGCGACACAAUUCAAUGGAUACAUAACGCAUUGAACAGCUUUCUGGUUAUUGUGAAGUACAUUUGACUUUAACACAAGUGUUUAUAUCUCGAUAUGUUUAACAUAGUGUGUAUUUAAUACUGGCGUACACAUGAUACAUGUUUCCCUUAAAAACCGUCGAAACUGUUGGACUAAUUUGGAUUGAUGACUACUUCCCAAGAUCGCUAUGUUGUUUCAUUGUAAAUAAAAAAUUAUUGUGUAGAAAUUAUACGACUCGCGUCGAAAAUAUAAUUGCAUGUGCAAAUACCUUAUAAGCAAAAAGUGUACUAACAUUAUUUACAUUUUCGUUUUGUUUUUUAUCGUUCUUAAAAUAAUUGUUUAGUGUAUAUUUUAUCACCUUGUUUUUGUUUUACAUAUAGGACAUUAAUAAUGACGUUUUUGUCUAAAUACAAACUAUUGCAAUGUGUGGUUAUCGCUUUUAUUAUUACGGAUGAUUGUCUUGCCUUGGAACUGAGUGAUGUCUAAAGACUUAUUACCUGUAUCAAAUGUUACUGUAUAUGUACAGUUCUAUAGUUUUAUAUAGUUUUUAAAAAGUGUAAUGAGUAUGCUGUAUGAUGAAAUACGUGUGGGAAAUGCUUGUUCAUUAUUAAAAUGUCUAAAUACUGUGAUCAAGUUAGGCAUAUACAUUUUGCAGUCAUUUGAUAAGGUAAAUGUAAUGGAAUGCAGCGGAUUGAGUGUUUUCCGAUCAGCAUCAUGCAGAUGAAUAUGGCUACAGAUAAUCAAAGUCGUGUAUGUUUUGUGUUGAUUCGUUGUCAUAAUUCCUUUAUUAAACGAAACAUACAACGUUAAUUAUAUUGUAUUACUCGAUGAUGAAUGUUUCAAUUACGAUAAUGCCGUUUGACGCUGCCUCUAAUAUAGUUCUGAAUAGAACAGUAAAAAGAAAGUAGACGAGGGCAGCAUACUUAAGACUAAGAGUUAUAUGACCAAUGCUUCCAGUAACAGGUUCUCAUCCUGAUAUUUAUUUAAUGGAAUUUAAGUUCAAUGCAAUUUACUGCUUUGCUUUGACCGAGACUUCAAAUACGAAUGUCGGCCUGGAAACACGUCAUCUUGCAAUUAGAAAUACUACUUUUUAUUAAUCGAGGUCCACCACCAAUUAAAAUAUUUAUCAUGUUCAAAUAAAUAUUUUUACUUUUCAGUUGAAAUGUAGAAUACAUUUUAACGGUCUGGAAAUAUGUUCAUUAUUUAAGCGUAAAUACCAAAGUUAUUGUAUCCCUUAUUAUGUUUAAACAAUAAUAGUUGUUCUUUAUAAUUGUAUAAAUUUAUUCAAUUUUGUGUUAUUGUGUCGAUUCUUAUUUCCUAUAGAUAUGCAAUGCUAUCGUGCGCAUGUGAGCAUAAGAUUUGCUUUUUUAUUUACUUUAUUAUAUACACGAAUGAAUGUGGAAAAACAAUAAGUGUAUCAAUGUAAUCAUUACUUUUUAUCCUUAUGUGUCAUCUUUACUAAAAUAAUGUUAUUGUUAAAUUGUUACCUUUUAAGUAUAUCUCUGUUAAUUUAGAUAAAAUAGUAGCAUGUUACAUUAUAACUUGAGCAUUUGAUAUAUCUUAAAUGGCUUUAUAUUUGGUUAAAAUGUUUUCUUAAUGAGUCUCCUUCUUAAAACAAAGAUAUAACUGUGAAUGUGAUUACACCAGUUACAUUCAUUGGUAAAUGAAAUGUUAUUUUCUUUGUCCUGGGUAUAAAUUUUGACAACUUAGAAUGAGCUUGUGCUUUCCGCCUAAGAUCAACCAAUAUCUACAAGCUACAUCAUAGUAUCGUUUCCUUUCACGAGUACUUGGCCAAACCCAUUUGUACUUUUUCUUUUAGCGCGUAAUGACCCUUUAGUGAUGUCAUUCAUUAACAUGCAAUUAAAGAACCUCUUAAAGAAUUGCUUACACAAUUGAUUUCCCCGAAGGAGUUACUUGUAUAUUCACUCGAUAUGCAACUGUAUUUUUAUAUUUGAUAAAAAUGAAUUCUCCCUUUUGCGCCA
Molecule: messenger RNA, 6488 nt
Organism: Dreissena polymorpha
Lineage: Eukaryota; Metazoa; Mollusca; Bivalvia; Myida; Dreissenidae
Product: receptor-type tyrosine-protein phosphatase alpha-like
Exons: 22
Coding region: 126-3770 (1214 amino acids)
Biological process (GO): protein dephosphorylation
Molecular function (GO): protein tyrosine phosphatase activity
Source: RefSeq, a predicted model, not a curated record